Benincasa hispida (wax gourd) is the source of this 2550-nucleotide messenger RNA. Its product is annotated as sphere organelles protein-like protein. NCBI's taxonomy places the organism in Eukaryota, Viridiplantae, Streptophyta, Magnoliopsida, Cucurbitales, Cucurbitaceae. Gene Ontology annotation, molecular function: U2 snRNA binding; U1 snRNA binding. Gene Ontology annotation, biological process: spliceosomal snRNP assembly. The record is from RefSeq and is a predicted model, not a curated record. Gene Ontology annotation, cellular component: Cajal body.
UAUAUUAAUUUUCCAAUAAUCGCCUUGCAAUUUACAAAGCGGAAUAAACCCAACCCAACCUAAUUAACAGCGGCUGAACCUCCUUCGACAGCCCGUGGCCGUGUGACGACUGACGGUGAACUGACAUCGCAAAGGGGUAUAACAAGUUCGAAACUCUGCACCCCAUUGUUCCGAUUUCCAGUUCUACGUUCUUCGCCGCCAUUUCCCCCCUUCUCUUUCUGCAUGAUGGUGAUGGAGGCUGUGAGACUGCGAGUUCUGUUCAAAGACAAGGACCUACUGACCGAGUCGCUCACAGGGUUGAGCCGGAGCUGGAUUGUCCUAAAACCUCAUCUCCGAACUAUUUCCGACCUAUCCGCCUACAUCCUUUCUGUUUUCCUUCUUGACGAUGCUUGCCCCAACGGUCUCAUCCUCUCUAUGGAUGGCUUUGUGUUACCUCCAUUUGAGUCGGUUUGUAUCUUGAAGGAUAAGGACAUUGUCAGAGUGAAGAAGAAGAAAAGUAAGGCAAUCAGUCUCAGUGACGGUAACGGAUUGAUUGAAACUGAGGAGUUCAGGGAGAGGAAACCUGUUGACAAAGGAGUGAAGCUUCUGGCUGAUAAGGAGUUUGAAAAUGAAUCUAAUGGCUAUGAGACUCAAUCGGAGGAAGAUGAACCUAAUGCUACUUUGCCGGUGAAAUCUGUGCCAGUAGAAAAAAAAGUGUCCAAAAAAAGAAAAGCUUCAAAGAUAAUUCGCAACUCAAAGAGGAAGAAAAAUAAACGUUCCCCUUCUGAAGAAUUUCCUACUAUCGUAGCAGAUGUUCAGCACGCUAAUGAAAAACGUGAAGAAAGAAAUCAUCUGAAGUCUAACCUCCUUCAAAAGGUCCUAGUAAGCAAAAAUGAUUCAACCAGCAGUUCUAGUAAAUGUGAAUUGGAUACAUCCAGCAGCCUUGAAAUUGAGGGAAGAAGCAACAAUAUUAUUAAGUCAACUAACAAUGCAGAGAGGGUUGAUCAGCUCGGAGCUGGCGGGAGACAUGUUGAGUUGUCUGACACAGCUGGUGACAGUAAAAAGGGUCCUAGUAGAAGUAGUCGCCGUAAGAAGGCAAAAAGGCGUUGGUUGAGGGAAAGAGCUCAAAAUGAGGAGCAACAGCAGCAGUUAUUUGAAACGAGUUUAGAUCAAGGGGCCAGUCAAAAUGAUGAUGUUGAUAUGGAUGAUGACACUGUUCCUGUGGUAGUUAAGCCAGGACACAUUCGCUUUGAGCCAGUUGGAAAAGUUAUUACAGAUCAGGCUCGGCAGCAAAAGCAAAACCAUUUCCCUAAGGAAACAUUGCAUUGGAAUGGUAUCACCAACAAGAAGAAGGGUCAAAAAUGGGGCAAAGAGAAAACUCCAUCUUGGAAGAGGAACAAUUCUAACAAUUGUACGGGCGAACCUCUUCAGUUACCUUCUUCUGAAACUGAGCAACCUAAAACUCCAGUUCCUGUAGCUGGUCCAAUAAAUUUUGAUGGUGAACCUCUUCAGUUACCUUCUUCUGAAACUGAGCAACCUAAAACUCCAGUUCCUGUAGCUGGUCCAAUAAAUUUCGAUGAACUUCAACCGUGCACUGGCUUGCCUCAGGAAGGUGAUUUAAUUGCAUAUCGUUUGAUUGAGUUAUCAUCAACCUGGACACCUGAGAUUUCCUCCUUCCGAGCUGGAAAAGUAUCAUGGUACGAAGCUGAUUCCAAUCGGAUUAUGCUAAUACCGGUUCCAGAAUAUCCAUUACCUGUCAAAAAGGAGAUAGAGGAGGAUUCUGAAUUACAUUUGGAUACAACCCCGUAUGGGGAAGAUGGCUCUUUGAAGAUAGAUUUUGCCUCUCUUGUUGAUCUUCGGCUUAUCAGGCAAGGAAACUUGGAUUCUUCAAGAACCGCAGUUAACCAGGAAAUCAUUUCUACUAAACAAACUGUAGAAAGUUCCAAGCUCGUCCAGAUCAAUGGAGAUGCCAACGACACUAGACAAGGUAAUGGAAAAGUAAGUGCGUGGGAUGAAAUCAGCGAGGCUCUGAGUGCAAAGAAGGCGGAACUUUCUAAGAAUGAUGGUUGGAAUCAAGAAGAAAGUUCAGGAAGGAGGUCAUGGUCCUAUAGGGCACUCAGAGGCAGCGCCCUCGGUCCAACAAUGGCUCUCUUAAGAGCUCAGAAUGAACUCUAGGAAAAAUUUCCGGGUCUGAACAACGUCCAUGUACAUUUGCUGCUCAGAACUCUUGUCAAGGUUGUAUUUGUUGGAAUCUGCAGGUGCUAGUUUUCUGUGAUGGUGCUGCCUGUAACCGUCAAGUUCAGACUGAUUUGCGAACUGUGGAAGUGCAUUUUGUGAUUGGAAUUGGAUGACAAAUUCGAUGUAUGCCAGACCAACUAGAGGUCCUGCACACCAAAUCUUAUUUAAGCCGUUGUCAAUGGAGCUUCGAAGGAUGUUAUCUGUAGUUUUGUCACAUUGGGAAGCAGCUCUCUCAAAUUAUAUAUACAUGGGAAUAUCGGUAGCUUGAAUAUCCAUAUCUUGUGAAACUAUAUAAAUAGUCUAAUUAUGAAUUUAUCUUAUGCAGUGUUAGCA